AUGAGAGGAUGGGGAACCAGCAAAGGAGAAGGGAAGAAAAGGGAGCAAGACAAGGAUGGUCGGGCCGACGUUGUAGCAAAUGAUGCAGGUGACCGUGUUACCCCAGCAGUCGUUGCUUAUAGAGAAAAUGAGAAGAUUGUGGGCUUGGCAGCAAAACAAGGUAGAAUCAGGAAUGCGUCAAACACUUUCGUGAAAGUGAAACAGAUUCUUGGCAGACGUUUCGAUGAUCCUCAAGUUCAGAAGCAUGUGGCAAAAAGCAAGUGUUCUAUUAUUGAAAAGGAUGGGAAACCUAGAUUUGAAAUUGAUACUGGGGAAGAGCUCAAGAUUGUCACUCCAGAGGAAGUAAUGAAGUUGAUAUUUGCAAAAAUGAAGGAAACUGCGCAAUCAGCAUUGGGCUCUGAUGCAAAUGAUGUUGUCGUGACUGUCCCACUAGACUUUGGCAAGAACCAGAAAAAUGUAUUAAGACAGGCAGCCCAAGCAGCUGGUUUCAAUGUCUUGCGAUUGGUUCAUGAACCUGCAGCAGCUCUUCUUGCAUUUGGAGUUGGACAGGAGUCACCUACUGAGAAGAGUAAUGCACUGGUUUACAAACUUGGUGGAUCAUCACUAUCUGUUACAAUAGUAGAGAUAAAUAGUGGCAUGUACAGAGUCCUUGCCUCUCAUACUGAUGACAGCAUAGGAGGAGAGUGUUUCACGGAAGCAUUGGCACUCUAUUUAGCUUCAGAAUUCCAGAGAUUGUUUAAGCACGAUGUUAAGAGCAAUACGAGAGCCAUGAUGAAACUUAUUAAUAGUGCCGAAGUUGCUAAGCACACAUUGUCAACUUUGGGAAGUUCCAACUGUUUUUUAGAUUCACUUCAUGAAGGCUUAGAUUUUGACUGCAGUAUAUCCAGAGCAAGAUUUGAAUCUGUAUGUUCUGCAUUGUUCAUUCAAAGUGUUCAACCUAUUCAGAAGCUUGUAGAUGAAGCUGGACUCUCCAGAGGUGAAAUAUCUAAGGUUGUUCUUUGUGGUGGCUCUGCACGUAUUCCAAAAUUGCAGCAAAUGAUUCGAGAUCUGUUCCCAGAUGUUGAUCUGUUAAAUUCCAUCCCCUCAGAUGAAGUGAUAGCUGUUGGUGCAGCUAUUGAGGCUGCAUUGCUACUAGGGAAGGAGAACAGUUCAUUGGAAGAAGAAUCUGUAAUUGUGGAGUGCUCUGCACGCAACAUUGUUGCUAAGGAGAGUGAUGAGUCUGGAUCUGACACAUAUAAGGUGGUGUUUCCAUCAGGUACUCCAUUACCAGCAAGAAAACAUCAUGCUUUUCAAGCACCAGGAAAUGUUUCUUCUGUCUGCCUUGAACUGUAUGAGUCUGCGGAGAAAGGUUGUGAGACAGAAAGAAACAAAUUAGCACAGAUUGUACUCAAAGAUUUACAACUGAAAGAAGACGGCAACCAUGACAUUCUCUCUGUUCUCACCAUGAAAAGGGAUGGAUCGUUGCAUAUCACUUGUACAGAGCAAGGAACAGGAAUUUCAGAGGCAAUCACCAUUGAUGCUGCAUCGUAGGUAAUUGACAAGGAACAAACUCUUGGAAGCUCAAGAUCCAUAUUGUUGAAUGAGACCCCCUACUUGAAACCACUGUUCCCAACAAGUACUCACCUUGAUUGAUGAAGAGAUCCCACCAAUAGUAUUAUCUACUCCCAUUCUCGACUCUGAUUAAAUGUUCUUCUGGUUGUUUUUAUUUUAUGUAAGAAAAUCUGAACUAUGGAUUGAAUAUUGAGCCAACUUUAAACGCACUGAUGCAGGUUUGAUAUUGCAAUAUAAAAUGGCAAAGAAGUGCUGCAAUUGCUGGAAAUUUGAAAUAAACGUAAAAUGGUGGAAAUGCUCAUUGGGUUGUGCAGCAGCUGCCGGGAAACUAAUCAUUCAUUUUUCAUUGACUUUGGUAUUGUUAUUAAACUUAAUACUCGAGUAAAUUUAAAAUUGGCACUGUUUUUAAAAAUAAAAAAAUUGUUUUCUUGGUGUCUAGAUGGGUGUGGUAAUCUACCAAGAAAUUCUUAUUCCAGAAAUUAAUCCACUGUCUGUGAGACGUGAAAUUUUCAUGCAAACUUAGUUAUUUCUUUAAUAAAACAGAAAUUGCUGGCGAAACUCAGCAAGUCAGGCAGCAUCUGUGAAGAGAAAGCAGAGCCAAUGUUUUGGGUCCAGCGGCCCUUCAAGGGUAUGUUAAAGACACGAGUGUGGGGGAAGGAGUCAACGAUAAAGGAGGUGGAGCCCAGCGAAAGGGAACAGCAGUUGGAAAAAAGAAUGGAUAGUGGUGAGCUGGAGAGAAAGAGAUACUGGUAAUGGGGGGGGGAGGACGUUAGUGGGUGACAGUGGGUUGGCUGUGCUGAAAGCAACCCAUGUGAUGGCAAGACCUAGGGUGUGGGGUUGGGUAAAGGACAUGGAAAAAGGUGCUCAGGCCUGAAAAUGAUUGAACUCAGUAUUGACUCCUAGAGGCUGCAGGGUCCCCAAGUGAAAAAUGAGGUGCUGUUCUUCCAGCUUCUGCUGAGUUUUGCUGGAGCACUGCAGCAAACCUGAGACAGAUGUUAGCCAGGGAACAGGGUGGGGUGUUGAAACGCCAUGCAACCACCUUUGUGGGCAGAAUGCAGGUGCUCUGCAAAGCAAUCGUCUAGUAGGUAUUUCAUCUCACCAGUGCAGAGGAAAGCACAUUGCAAGCAGUGAAUACAAUAGAUUGAAGUGCAGAUGAAUCAUUACUUCACCUGGAAAGUGUGUCUGGGGCCUUGGAUAGUGAGGACAGGAGAGGUUAAUGGGCCAUUCUCUCUCACUGUCUCUGCGCUGUCAUCUUCACCUAUCUGCUUGCUCAUUCUCUCCCCACCCACACCCCGCCCCUUUCCUUGUCUUCAGAGUCUAUGCCACUAGUUACAAUCAGUUCUGAUGAAGGGUUACUGGAUCCAAAAUGUUAACUCUGCUUUCUCCACACAGAUGCUGCCAGACCUGUUGAGUUUCUCCAGCAAUUUCAGUUUUGUUUCAGAUUCCCAGCAUCUGCAGGUCAUUGUUUACUAGUUACUCCUUUUCAUUCCUUUAGUUGGAAUUAUGUGAAGACACUUGAAAAGGGAGAAUGUAGGAUCUGGAACAUCUUACAUUGCUGACAUGUCUGUUGCUGUAUAUAUUGUAUAUUGUUUCUAUUACAACUAUAUUAAUAAACUGUUGUGUAAGCUGUUCAGAAAGGCUUCUGUACUUGUGGCAUGGAUUUGCAAUACAGGUAUUUGUGUCAUUCAGAAUGUUGUGAACUGUAGGCAACAGGAGAUGUCCCUGUGCUCCAUCCAAUCUCUGCCACACAAUCAUGACCUGUACCACUGCAAAUACUGUACAUUGAGACGUAUAAAGCAAUCCCAUCUUCCAGCCUCAAAAAUCAUGUGGCAUGAGCUUGGUGUUUAGUUGACCUCGCUUUCCCUCCCACAAUAUGCUAUAUUUGCGUUAGUAGUCGGCCUCAAUUUUGCAUUCCCAAAGUGAACAUCUUCCUUUUAGGUGCUGUAUGACUGGACGCAAGGUGGUACAGCCUGUGUUGUGAAAAUACACAAAGCUCACCAACCUUGUACUGAAGAUGUUCACAAUCACCAAGUUAUUAGGUCACUUUUAAAUGCAGCUUAGAGGUUGACCCAUAUUCUUGAAGGGUUUUCCUUUGAGACUUCAUAUGUUAAUGUCCAUGAUACGUGCUCCACUUCACAACCAGGCAACCUCCAGGAGGGGCUGAGAAAUCAGAUUAAAAACCCAAGGCCUUUCUGGGGGAGAACAGCAGGUGAACCUUUUAUAGAUCUAACAUAGGAUUUGCAUACAGAGAGUAACAUGAUCAAUAAACAAAAAAAAAAAUGAAGUACUGUGGAUGCUGGAAAUCAGAAACAAAACAAAAUAGCCAGAGAAACUGUCCGCAUCUGUGAAGAGCCCUGAUGAAGGGCUUAUGCCUGAAACGUCGAUUCUCCUGCCCUUGAUCUGCCUGAUCUGCUUUGCUUUUCCAGCACCACACACUCAACUCUGGAGAGAAAGCAGAGUUAACAUUUUGGGUUCAGUGAUCCUCCUUCAGAAUUUGCCCUUAUACUUCAGACCUUUAGAUAUACCUGUAAAUGUUAUUCCAGUUAUAUUUGGUUCUGUACGAUGGUCCAUGUCCCAUUUGACAUAUUUAUUAAAGUGCUCUAACAAUUUCUGAU
Molecule: messenger RNA, 4166 nt
Organism: Chiloscyllium plagiosum (whitespotted bambooshark)
Lineage: Eukaryota; Metazoa; Chordata; Chondrichthyes; Orectolobiformes; Hemiscylliidae
Source: RefSeq, a predicted model, not a curated record